CGCAGAAGGGCAUGCAUAUUCCGGAAGAUUCAGCAGGCCUCCCUGCGUUCAUAUUGUUGUUUCUCUCAAAGAGAUAGUUUGUUGCAAGUCCAAGCAAAAAAAUCAUAAACCUAUAGGCCUUAGACGCGUAUCGGUUUGAUUUCAUAUGAAAUGUUUUCAUGCUGAAUUUUCAAUGUUUAGAGAAGUCAAUGGCUAUUUUUCAGUCUCUUCCGUUUUUCGCAACAGCGGCAAAAUGCACAAGUCAGCGAAUUGUGUCACCUAUGCACCCGCAGAACGAUAAAAAAUUCCCCUGUUAAAAAUAUUAUAUAUGCUAUAUCAAAGGGCGUACCAAGUAAAAAAAAAAAUCAUUUCGCGUCAGCAAGUAUAAUACCGUUAUAAUUUCCUCAAGGCACAAUAUUUCAGUUGCUCAAAGCCGUUUACCGCAUAUGGGCUUAACCGGUUAAACAACGUACUCUAAUCACGUGAAGAGGGCUGGGCACCGAUCACGUGAGAAGUCAUGUGAUCUGUCCAAAGGCAUGUUGCGGUGUUUAGUGAGAUGGGUCGCUUUCCGAGUCAACGCUGAGGGAUGUUUUUGAGCCCAGCUGCCGAUCGCCGGGCCUUAGAAAGGCGUUUGCGGUCUGUCUGAAGUGGUGUCUCUCUAGGGAGGAGAUAUGAUACGAAUUUAAGAGUGGGGGACGCUUCUGUUGCACUAGCUCAGUUCAAUAAGCCGCCUUAUCUGAGGUGGGGGACAAGCUUAGCUCGACACUCGCUAAACAAACCUGACAUUUUCCCCCAUUCCAUCUCAGAGUUGCUGUCCAGGGUCGUAAGUCACCGCCUUCUAUAUAAACUGCUGAGGCUGUGAACUUUGUCAGUGUACCGUGUCGUAAACGUGGACAGUCGGAGAAGGUACCUGCGAAGUGGUUUCAUUUCCGCGUCCUUUUUUCUCGAGGGAAGUGUAAGCAGAACUCCAGGCAGGCACUGAAGCCCUCGGACCUCGCAGCUGACUCACAUCUUGUGUGGACGUUUAUGUGCCACCAUGAAGCAAACAGCGCUGUGGACGGUUUGUUUUUUGUUCUACGCCUGUGUUUGUCUGCAAUCCCCGCCAGGAACCGCACAUCCGCUUCGAGAUGAAGACCGAAGAGCUGACAUAAAGUUUGUUGACGCGAUUUCCAAGUUUCGGGUUGGGGUCUCCUGGCGAAACGUCAGCUGCUGGCUAUGUGAAGCAGUUUUUGCCAUCGUAGACGUGGCUCUGAUGAACGAGGCCAACGUGGAACGUGUGGCGCAGGCGGCGGGCGAGACCUGCGUGCGCCUCCACCUAGCUGAGGAGCACGUGUGCCGGCAGAUCGCGGAGCUGUUCCGUGACGACGUCAUCAACGCGCUGCAGCGGUCGGUGCUGUCGCCGUCCGAGGCCUGUGCCGUGCUGGUGGGCCGCGCCUGUGGCCAUUUCGAUAUCUACGCCCCCUGGAACGUCACCCUGCCUCCCAGGCCCAAACCCCCUGUGGUGCCCCCGCCCCCCCCCCGGCCGGGCUCCCCCCAGAGCCGGGUGCUGUUCCUCACCGAUGUGCAUUGGGACCAGGAAUACGUGGCGGGCAGCCCAGCCGACUGCAAAGAACCUCUGUGUUGCCGGAAUGACUCUGUGGUGUCUCGAUGGCCCCUUCGCCGCACCGCGGGAUUCUGGGGGACCUACAGCAAAUGCGACCUCCCGCUGCGCACCGUGGAGAGCCUGUUGGAGAACGCAGCCCGGGACGGACCCUGGGACUGGGUCUACUGGACCGGAGAUAUCCCGGCCCACAACGUGUGGGCCCAGACACGGGACCAGCAGCUGCACGAGCUCACCGUCGUGUCGCGGCUCAUCCGCAAAUAUCUAGGCCCCAGCGUGACUGUGUACCCGGCUGUGGGGAACCACGAGAGCACUCCUGUCAACAGCUUCCCACCGCCAUUCAUCCACGGGAACCAGUCGUCCAGCUGGCUCUAUAACACCAUGGCUGAGGAGUGGGCCCCCUGGCUGCCACCAGACGCAUUGCACACUCUCCGGCGGGCUGGAUUCUACACGGCACCGGUCCAGCCGGGCCUGAGAGUGGUCUCCCUCAACAUGAACUACUGUGCCAAGGAGAACUUCUGGUUGCUGGUGAACUCCACUGACCCGGCCGACCAGCUCCAGUGGCUCAUUGGCAUCCUCCAGCAGGCAGAAGACAAGGGGGAGAAGGUGCACAUUAUCGGUCAUAUCCCACCCGGAUUGUGUCUCAAGAGCUGGAGUUGGAACUACUACCACAUUGUCAACAGGUAUGAGGGCACCAUUGCAGGGCAGUUUUUUGGCCACACCCACAUGGAUGAGUUCCAGAUGUUUUAUGAUGAGGAGACCCUGACACGCCCCCUGGGCGUGGCCUUCAUUGCCCCCAGUGCCACUACCUACAUCAACUUGAACCCAGGUUACCGCGUGUACUACAUGGACGGGCAUUAUCCAGGAAGUUCCCGCUUUGUUCUGGACCAUGAGACAUACAUUCUCAACCUGACAGAGGUCAACAGCCACUAUUCCCACAGCCCGGCUCCCAGUCCCAAAUGGACCCUGCUUUACCGGGCCUCUGAAGCAUAUGGCCUGAACACCCUCUUCCCAGCAGACUGGGACAAGCUAAUUGGGAGGUUCCUUACUGAAGACCUGGUCUUCCAAAAAUUUUGGUACCUGUUCCACAAGGGCCAUGUAUCAGAGCCAUGUGUGAACACCUGCAAGACCACACAGGUGUGCUACCUGCUCAGUGGGCGAUCUGAUGACCCAAGCCAGUGCCAGCGUUUGCCCUUAGACGUCAAGGAGAUGGGGAAGACCCCAAAAAAGACUCUCUGCUGAGUUGUAUAGGUGGAAUGAGGUGAUUCAAAGGGUGAGAGGACAUCCCAUUGAGUAAAUCCUCUAGUAAUACCUUUAUUUGGGUGGCGGUGGGGAAGGGGGGGGGGUGCAGGUAUCUGCACCUGACUCUCCAAAAUGCUGUACAAAAUUCAAGUCGUUUUUUUCCUCAGAGUAUUUUUAAUUGAUGAGGAUGCAUGAGUCCAUGAAGGGAAUUAUUUGUAACCCCUGUUAUUCACCAGGAGAUGACACCGUGACGGGUCUCUUUGUCCGUCAUUUGCACUUAAUGGCCGCAGGUGUAGACCCAUGGCCAGUAGCAUGAUCUGCAUUCAUCUGCUGUCUUCUGAACCUGCAGUGGAGCCAAAGCUUAGCCGUUACCGGUGUGCGCUGUAUGUGGAUACCAUACCUUUUCAGCAUGAACCAAAAACAAGCUAUCAGUAGGAAUUGCAACGCAAAGCAGCUGUUGUGUGAUGUAGCAUGGCUGACACUGUCUAAUGAGUAUAUAAUUUGAAAAUGACAAUGCUACCAAUGUGUAUGAGGGAUGUGAGAGGGGGUAGUUUUUCAUUUUUUCUUCAAAUCGUUGUAGCACUUUUAAACACUCUCCCCAAUGCAUAAAACUGAAUGACACUCACAGA
Paramormyrops kingsleyae is the source of this 3450-nucleotide messenger RNA. RefSeq names its product sphingomyelin phosphodiesterase 1 (gene smpd1). Lineage: Eukaryota; Metazoa; Chordata; Actinopteri; Osteoglossiformes; Mormyridae. Gene Ontology annotation, cellular component: lysosome. Gene Ontology annotation, biological process: ceramide biosynthetic process; sphingomyelin catabolic process. Gene Ontology annotation, molecular function: acid sphingomyelin phosphodiesterase activity. The record is from RefSeq and is a predicted model, not a curated record.